Messenger RNA from Rotaria sp. Silwood2, 2538 nucleotides. NCBI's taxonomy places the organism in Eukaryota, Metazoa, Rotifera, Eurotatoria, Philodinida, Philodinidae. The record is from the annotation of a GenBank genome assembly.
AUGUUUAUAUUUGAUCUAUUACAAACAACAUACAAUUAUUGUCGUGUACAAUUCGUCUCACUUAACCUAUUUGAUUCUCGAUCAACAGAUCCAACAAAAUUGUAUCAUGAAAUUCUUUCAACUCGUUUAUUUAUUGUUCUAUUUGGAGCUUCACUUAUUAUACUCACUACCUAUACAUCUUUCAGUCCACAAAUGACAACUGAAAAGAUUCAUUCACCUUCUAUAUCUGAUUAUGAACGACUCCAAAAACGAUACUCGGAUACUCUUCAGUGUUUAUGUGCAAAAAUAUCGAUACCUUAUUAUCGAUUUACUAAUAUUGAAGCAUCAUUUCAUCAGGUUUGUUCAAGUUAUUUUACUUCACAAAAAUGGAUUGAUUUCCUAUUCAAAAAUGGUGAUAGAAAUCUAUGGCCAAUGGAUGUACGAACAAGUCUAAGUGCUAUGUGGAAUUUGAUUGGAACACUUUGUGAUCACUCGGAAGACUUUUUUUACAAUGCAUUUUUUGAGUUCGGAGUGUCAUUCAUAAUUAGUUCCACAGUUGUAUCGAAAGAUCAAAUUCAUAUUAAUAUUCAAGAAGCUAUCGAAGAAAUACAACGAACAGCAUCCAAUACCUUUUUAUUACCACUUACCACUAUCCAACAAAUUACACAAAUAAAUAGUUUUAUGACAGGUACAUCAAUAAACUACGGCAUAAGUAAAAGCAAUCAACCGUUUGAAUAUAUUGAAUCUAUUCAAGUUAUUACAAAUAAAUAUUUACGAAAAGGAUCAACGAAUAAUUGUUCUUGUUUAAUUAAAGAAUCAUGCCCAAUGCCUGGUGGUAUCUAUUUAUAUGAUAUGUGGGAAACUGAUGCAUUUUUUGAUCUGAAUAUUCUAAUCCCUAAUGAAACACUGCCUGGUCUUGUUGUUGAUUGUUUACCACUUCAAACAACAUUUGCUUCGUCCUUGGAAUGUUUCUACAAUCAGACAUGUCUCAAUAUAUUACUUUCAACCUAUUCAACUAUGAUCGAUGUUGAAAUACUUAAUCAAUCUUUAUCAAGUCGAUUUCCAUUAACAACAAGUAUUGAAUCAAUCGUUCGUAAAUUAUUUGUUGAAAAGUUUCAUAUUCAAAUCAAUUAUAAUUUUUAUUUCGAUGCAUGUGCACCAGUUUACUGCAGUUAUAUUCGUGCACGUCGAUUUAACUGGAUCUAUGUUAUUACUACUCUCAUCGCUCUAUAUGGAGGAUUGAAUGCGGCACUUUAUAUCAUUACUCCUUAUUUGAUCGAUUUGCUGUUAUUUGUGAAGAAAAAAAUAUCCCGACGAGAUCGAUCUCAACAGAAUGAAAAUGAUCCAUUUGAUAUUUUUCGUGGACGUAUCUCGACAUGGCUUUACAUUAUACUCUUAACCACCUCUAUGACUAUUAUAACUGUAUUUACUAUGAAUGCAUCCUAUUGGGCAACCGAAACUAUUUAUUUGCCAUCAGAAAAGCAAUAUGAAAAUUUAUAUCAACAAUAUCCAGAUACACUACGAUGUCCUUGCACUAGUAUUUCUAAUCCUUAUGGAUCAUUCGUUCAAGUGACAUUAAGACAGCAUCAAGUAUGCGAAAGCCUUUUCGUUCAACCAUGGUGGCAUCAAAGUUUGAAUUUAGUAGAAAACUAUAAUUCAUCAUUGAAUUCUUCUAUAUUUAUUUCGUCUUAUUUUCGAACAUUAUCCAUGCUGUGUGAUACAACAAAGACAACUCUAGACGAUGCAAUACGUCAAUUUUCUUCCACAACAUUUGUGAGUUCUCACGUUCGUCAAAGACAGUUCAUCGUCUUACAAACGGAUCAACUUUUUUCAGUACUUAAAUCUUCAGUGAUCACCGAAUUCAACAAUAUUAUAGCGCUAAUCAACGGUGUACUUCACACGAAUCAAUAUAUUAGUGGUCGACAAACAAAUAUUUUACUCAAAAAGCUAUUUUUUAACAGUUCCAAUCAAGCAAGAAUAGUUGCUAUUACGACUGCUGGCUAUGAUGAUAAUGGUCAACCAUGUUAUUGUGCUCAAAAUCCAUUAUGCAACAUAGAAACACACUAUCAAGAUUCAACAUCAUGGGCAAUACCAGGUUUAUCAUUCAACUGCUUCGUGUUCGAUUCAGUAUUGAAGUCAUCUCUCAUAUGUUGGUAUAAUCAUCAUUGUCUAAAUGAAGUGUUAACAAAAUUGGUCUUUUUUGAUACAUCUAAUAUCACAAAUAUUACUAUUCUUGAUGAUAUGUUACCAAGUAGAUUUCUUCUGAAUACUACAAUAAAAUUUCUACUCGAUCAGAUGAUGAUCGAAGAAUGGGGUGCAGUGAUUAAUUACACUGCCUUCUAUCAUAACUGUCAUCCGACAUAUUGCACAUAUUCUUAUUAUGCUCGACAGAAUGUGCUCUAUCUUAUUGCUACAAUGAUUGGUAUUUUCGGUGGUCUCGACGUUAUUCUUCGAAUAGUUUGUUUGAUUAUUGUUCGAUUCUUAUUUCGAUGUAGGAGCGCACCACAUGAAGUUAGUACAUUACUCCCGAACACAUCAGAAACACUUAAUCGUAAGUAA